This is a messenger RNA of Colletes gigas, 2112 nucleotides long. RefSeq lists its product as uncharacterized. The coding region runs from base 157 to 1122 and encodes 321 amino acids. The transcript has 6 exons. The record is from RefSeq and is a predicted model, not a curated record. NCBI's taxonomy places the organism in Eukaryota, Metazoa, Arthropoda, Insecta, Hymenoptera, Colletidae.
UUUCAUCUUGCCAGUCGGUGUUCCUGCUGCUUCGAGAACGGUUCGUGCGAAUGGCAGGCUACUCGUACGCGAUUCGAUCGACAUUUUGACCAAGUCGAUCCUCCCCGUUUAAACGUGAUUCUUUGCAGUUUCUGUUCCUCUUGCUUCGCAGUCAACAUGCGGUUCCACGCGACCGGAAGUGUCGUUUUGUUGGUGGUCUGCGCGACCCUUCAGGCGACCUCGCAGCCCGAAGAACCCUUGCCAUCCAUCCUGGGGGGCAUAGGGAACGUGGCGACCAGUGCGACCAAUUUCCUGACGGCACUCAUGCAACGACAGAAAGAACUAUUACACCGCGUGACGGACACUGCCUCGGACUACAUCAGCAGCGCGGUGGAGAAGCCGAAGAGCCUGCUGAUCAACGCGACCAGGGUGACCACCGGCAUUAUCGACAGCGCAGCAUCCAAGGGCCUCGAAUUUAAGCUGAGGAGAUUCCUGGAGAAGUUUCGCGGCCGGAUGCGCUACGGGAUACCGGAACUUGGACUUCCGCCUCUCGAGCCGCUCCAGCUUGACGAGAUCGACAUAGACAUUAACAAUCCGGAAAUAGGAAACGUGUCGUUGACGAUCGAGAACCUGGUGGUGCACAACUUGUCGACCUUCGUGACCAACAAGGCGAAAUUGUCGUUGAUCGGGCCCACGAUCACCGGGAACGUCACCAUUCCUCACGUGUACGCCGAGGGCAUCUACAACAUAUCUGGAAAAAUUGGCGACAUGCUCCAAUUGAACAGUUCGGGCCCGUUCAAAGCGGACAUAUACGAUUUUAACCUGUACGUGAACACUGUCCUUGGCUACUCAAGGGGAAUGUACCUGAAGAGUUUCUAUCUCGACUUCUCGCUGAGGUCCAUAGACAUGCGAUUGGAGAAUUUCAUGGAGGACGAGGAACUCAGUCAAAUAAUGAGCAAGGUCUUUCAGGAACUUACGCCAAAGGUGCUGGACAUUAUUAAGCCAGACAUACUUCCUGGUAUCCAGAGUUACGUAGCAGGCAGAGUUAACGAGACCAUUCAUCACCUCACUAUGAAGGACAUAUUUAGCAUUCUCGUGGGACCCAACGAAAUUCCAGAUUUCGCGCAUUUAUUGAUACCUUAGAAGGUUCCACCUAAUCUUUUAUUGUUACUAUUAACCGAUGACGCAAAUUCUUUCAAGGGAGCUUUCUCGCGUACCACCUCUAAAAAGUAUCUGACGUUUGCAAAAACUAUUAUUAAUUUAGGUUAACCUUUCAUGGAGGUGUAAGAAGACAUCUUCGAAUUACAAAAAAUAUUUUUUCUCAUGUAAAUCUAAAUAGUUUAUGGCGUUUAAAAUUAAUCAGUUUUGAACAUUUAGUUUGAUAUUUUCAGCAAAUGGGAACGGUUGCUUGAACCUUCAUAGUUCUAAGGUUUCAAUGUGCCUCGUAGUCAUGUUUAUCGAGUGUUACGCCCGGAAUACCUUUAGGCGUUUCAGGCGCUGAAUUCACUGAUAAAAGGGGCGCUUAUAAACACCCACAGCACCGAAAGGAUUAAUUGUAAUAAUUCCCCCACGCAUAGAAAUUCGUUGCACCGUUGAUUUUCAAACAAAAAAUCCGUGGGAUUUGUUGAGGCUAUGUUCAGGGAUUAGAGAUAUGUAGGUGUCGAAUUUCUAUCGCAACUACGGUCUAAAAAUUACGUUGCUUCGAAUAAUUUGUACCAUAGUCGAUGUUUAUUUUUUUACACGAAUAUUACGCAGCAAUUCCGUGUCAGGGAUCCAACGAUUACUUGCCAGUAACGUAUUACUAUAAAAAGGGAGAUUAAAAUCGGUAGGGGAGAGGCGGUAAUUACCUUGUUAACGGUUCAAAAGUAGUUUAGCAUCGUGGAAAGUCAUGACAAAGUUGUUAAGAUAAUGUAGUAUGUAGGAGAUGCGUGAUGGUCUGUAGAAACAAAAAAGUUUGCGCUUUGAGCGGGGGAGAAAGUUCAAGUUUUGGUAACAGUUUAUAUUUGAGUAAGCUGACAGGGAAGACUCACCGAAACUUGGAUCUUCUCCCAAUGGAAUGCUGUAGAUAGCUAUUUCCUCUUCUUUUUUUAAGUGUUUUGUAAUAUGUUGAAAAUAUAGGAAGUAUUAUCAGUU